Molecule: messenger RNA, 363 nt
Organism: Pseudogymnoascus destructans
Lineage: Eukaryota; Fungi; Ascomycota; Leotiomycetes; Thelebolales; Thelebolaceae
Exons: 1
Coding region: 1-363 (120 amino acids)
Biological process (GO): glucan catabolic process
Cellular component (GO): extracellular region; cell surface
Molecular function (GO): beta-glucosidase activity
Source: RefSeq, a predicted model, not a curated record
AUGGGGAUCACACGCCAGCAAACCUUUCCGCGGUGUUACUUGGGCGGGUGGCUCUCUCUUGAACCCUUCAUUACCCCCUCACUGUUCCCCGACACAAGUCUCGUCGACGAGUACAGCCUGUGCAAGAAGUUGGGUCCAAAGGAAGCUGCCAAGACAUUGGAAAAACACUACUCCACCUUCAUCACUGAAGACGACUUCAAGGCCAUCGCCGCCGCGGGCCUGGAUCACGUACGCAUCCCAUUCCCCGUACUGGGCAGUAAAGACCUAAACGACGACCCAUACGUGCCGGGUAUCUCGUGGCGCUACCUCCGAUUCCUUCGACUCCCCCAUCCGUGGCCGGCUCGUGCACACCACGCUCGAUGA